UCCGCGGAGUCGACAGAAGCAGUUUUUUCUGUUUUUCAGGGAUAUAGUGGAUAUAGUAUUUUCAACCUGACUUCCGUUUCACCUGAAAACUGAAGCACGGACUCCGCUCAAGUACAGUGGGUGGCCACCUGUCCUUUCACACUCCAUUGGUACUUCCGCUGUAAGUCUGCGAGGACGUCGUCAACACUUCCGCGGAGCAGUCGACAGGGACCAGCGAAAACGACUGUUCCUUGGUCAAACUCCACGGCAUGAUGAAGACACAGGGUGUAUUGGUGGGGGUGUCUCUGCUGACUAGCGUAGCUCUGCUGGGACUGAUAAACGUGCGGCGGAAAGAAGAGAUGAAGGAGCAGAAACAUGUAUCGUUCGAGACGAUUAAACUGCGUGUGACCAGAGACGUACUGGGAGAGUACCAACACGAGGUGAUCAGAGCUCACAACCUGCUGGACAAGACCAAGGCUCAGGUGGAUACUCUGGGGUCAGAACUCCCCCCACUGCAGGCUGCAGAGGCCAAGAAGAAGAGUGAACUGGAGGUAUGCCAGGGAGAAAAGAAACAUGUUGCUGAUGAGGUGGGGGCCGUUGAGGCAGAGAACAGUAACUCCAAAACUGAGUUUGAGAAGCAAAAGGCUGCCUGGGAAGCAGAGAUGACGUCUCUCAAACAGCAAGUGGUGCAGCGCAGCAAAGUGUGUGUCUUUGUGAAGAAGGACUCUGUAGAGGGAAGGAAACUGUGUGGAGAUGAACCGCCUAAACAAGAGGCCGCUCCAAAACCAGAUGCCCCCAAACCAGAAGAAUCCAAACCAGAUGCUCCCAAACCUGAUUCUCCUAAAGAAGCCCCUAAACAAGAGGCCGCCCCCAAACCAGAAGAACCCAAACCUGAGGCCCCAAAGAUGAGAUGAGCAGAGCUGGGGAUGGACGAAGAGAACGGGAAGAGCAACGUGGAAUCAAAGAAAAGAAAUAAGGCAGAUGAAAAUUGGAGACCUUCUGCAGGACAUUUCUCUGUUCCUUUUUAAACUCGUUAGAACUUGUCCUUCAUGCUACUUUAGUGUCUAUUAACUACCAUCUAACAUGAGUGGAUAUUGAAUACUGUUUGUUAACCUUGUCCAUUCCUCUCUCUCAGUAUGACCCUCCCUCGGGGGGUGUUUGUGUGUGUGAUUUGAACAAAUGUUUAUGUGUCACCAGUAUCGACCAAUUGGAAAGUCCAGAGCCUCUCUCUGUCACUCCUCAUCAUCCUCACUCUGUUACCCUGGUGACGGUAUUAUGCAGUGGUGGCGACCAUAGCAUUGACCAAUCAAAAGUCGUGGAUUAAACUAAAGGUAUUUCUGUUUGUCUGAUUCUGAUGUAAUAAAGCUUAACCCUAAAGGAAAGUUUUGAAUGUGUGAAUGUGGAUUUUAGUAACUAUUGAUACAGAACCAUUUCAUAUUUAAUGUGAGCACAAACAAUGGCAUUAUUUACUGUAUGUUCUGAUUCCCUCCAUCUUUAAACAUUUCAAGACAAAUAACAGCUGCUGAAGAUCUGUUAAGAGUAUCACAAUGAUGUAAAACUCAUAUAGAAUGAAGUCACCUGAAAUUAUUGGCACCCUUGAUAAAGAUGAGCAAACAGUACUUUAUAAUACAAAUAUUAAGCUAUUGUGUAUAUUGCAUGCUCAAAUAAAAUAUUUAUAGUACUACAA
This is a messenger RNA of Oncorhynchus tshawytscha (Chinook salmon), 1666 nucleotides long. RefSeq names its product pollen-specific leucine-rich repeat extensin-like protein 1. Lineage: Eukaryota; Metazoa; Chordata; Actinopteri; Salmoniformes; Salmonidae. The transcript has 5 exons. The coding region runs from base 249 to 893 and encodes 214 amino acids. The record is from RefSeq and is a predicted model, not a curated record.